Messenger RNA from Penicillium verhagenii, 471 nucleotides. RefSeq names its product cytochrome c oxidase subunit VI. NCBI's taxonomy places the organism in Eukaryota, Fungi, Ascomycota, Eurotiomycetes, Eurotiales, Aspergillaceae. The transcript is spliced from 4 exons. Gene Ontology annotation, biological process: mitochondrial electron transport, cytochrome c to oxygen. Gene Ontology annotation, cellular component: mitochondrial inner membrane. The record is from RefSeq and is a predicted model, not a curated record. The coding region runs from base 1 to 471 and encodes 156 amino acids.
AUGUCGUCCCUGUCCAUCUUCCGUAUCGCGACCCGCGCUGUCCGCCCCGCCAGCUUCGUCCGAGCUCCUCUCGUCCGCUCCCGGGUGCAGACCCCCAUCACCAUGGCCGCCCGCGCCCGCACUUUCGGCACCACCGCUAAGCUCUCCUCCGGCCACGAGGAUGAGACAUACGAGGAGUUCUCUGCCCGAUUCGAGAAGGAAUUCGAGGGUGUCCAGGAUGUCUUCGAGCUCCAGCGCAACCUGAACAACUGCUUCGCCUACGAUCUCGUCCCCUCCGUUGAGGUCCUCACCGCGGCCCUGCACGCCGCUCGCCGUGUCAACGACUACCCCACUGCCGUCCGCGUUUUCGAGGGUGUCAAGGCCAAGGUCGAGAACAAGGAGCAGUACAAGCAAUACCUCGAGGCUCUUGAGGGUCUGCGCCAGGAGCUUGGUGUUGCUCUCCGUGAAGAGCUUUUCCCCCAGGAGGAGUAA